CUCAGCCAUGAAAAGGCAUAAGUGCAUUAAACGUCAGUCUAUGGACGUAGGGCAGAUGAUAUUAGCUUCACAAAAUAGCCAGCUGUCUACCCGUGUACGCAAGGUUGAUCAAAUGAAAUUACGGGAUUUGUUCUCAGCUUUACUCAUUGCAAGAAAUGUUCCAUUUGCUUUGGUGGAGUGGAAAGAGUUUAGGGAUAUAUGUGCUUAUUUAAAUGAUGACUUUAAACCAAUAUCAAGGAAUACUGGGAAAGCCGAUGUGGUAAAGAAACAUAAAGCACAAAAAGAAGUUAUUCGCAACAGAUUGAAACUUGCUCCAGGUAGGAUAUGUCUAACAUCAGACAUGUGGACUUCUGUAACAACUACUGGAUAUAUAAGCUUAACUGCGCACUAUCUUGAUAAAGAUUGGGUAUUGCAAAAGAAGCUUCUGAAUUUCUCUCCCCUUCCACCACCUCAUACAGGUGAACACCUUUCUUCUAAGUUAUUUGCAAUGAUAGAAGAUUGGGGAAUUGAAGAAAAGGUAUCCAACAUCACCUUGGAUAAUGCUGCAAAUAACGGAGCUUGUGCUGGAAUUAUGAAGAGUAGACUUGUUGCAAAGAAGAUCUUGUUGAACGAUGGAAAAUACUUUCAUGUGCGUUGUUGUGCUCAUAUCUUAGCUCUUAUUUAAAAGAAGGACUUACGAAGAUUGAUCCAGCCGUGCUUAAGAUUCGAGCGUCAGUGAAGUCCCUUAAAAAGUCCCAAGUAAGAAAACAAAAGUUCUUGGACAUUGUUGAAACUUUAGGAAUGUCUGGUCUGAAAAAGGGUAUUCGGCAAGACGUAAAGACAAGGUGGAAUUCAACUUAUCUUAUGUUAGACAGUUGUAUCUUGUAUAAGCCAGUUUUCUCUCAUUUGAAGUUGGUGGAUUCAGACUAUGAAGACUGUCCAACUAAUGAAGAAUGGGAACAAAUUGAAGUAGUCACAAAGUUUCUCAAGGUGUUUCAUGAACUCACAAAGGUUUUUUCUGGUAGUAAGUAUCCUACUUCCAAUCUGUAUUUUGAAAGAAUUUGUCAAGUUCAGGUGUUACUAAAGAAAGAGAGCAGAAGUAAUAUUGAAUUCAUUAGGAACAUGGUAAAAGAGAUGCAAGCAAAAUUUGAUAGUUACUGGAAGGAGUUGAGUCCUAUAUUGGCUAUGGCAGUUGUGUUAGAUCCUAGAUCGAAAAUGAAUUUUGUGAAAUUUACUUACUCCAAGUUGUAUCCUGAUGAGAGAGAAUUAGAAUGUCAAGUUAAUAAAGUGCAUAGUAAUAUAAAAGCACUUUUUAAUGAGUAUUACACCUUGUCAAGUUCAAGAGCUUCCAACAGUUGUGCAGCUCAAAAUUUGAGUGUUCAAAAUGGUGGGAAUUUUGCUGCCCAAGAAGGGAGUGAUUUUUUUCAGGAAUAUGUUGCAACACAGGAACGUGGUGGUAAUGUAUUAACUGACUUGUCAGAGUUAGAUGAAUAUCUUGGCGAGAUGGGAUAUUUUGUCAAUUCCUAUUUCAACCGUCGCAUCGGAGUAUGCAUUUAG
Molecule: messenger RNA, 1536 nt
Organism: Papaver somniferum (opium poppy)
Lineage: Eukaryota; Viridiplantae; Streptophyta; Magnoliopsida; Ranunculales; Papaveraceae
Product: zinc finger BED domain-containing protein RICESLEEPER 1-like
Exons: 6
Coding region: 781-1536 (251 amino acids)
Molecular function (GO): DNA binding
Source: RefSeq, a predicted model, not a curated record